AUGGGCGUCCCAGCUACGAAGCAUGCAACAGUAUCUGAAGUUGUAAAGCUGAAUACCAACGCUACUUCCCAAAUCACAUUUUGUCGUCGUAGAGCGACCGAUAUCCGGCAUUUACAGACAACGGCUGUUGCUGCUGGCCGUCCAAAAGGCAAAAAACGCGAUCCACAGAGUGAUCCAUCUCCCUCACCACGACGACGACAGAUACAACGAAUUGACAGUCAUGCUAACAGUAGUGCUACUACUGCCAAAACUGAUGGAACGAUUAUAGCUAAAGAACGACAGGAAGUGGAGGAGCUUGAGGAGCUGAAGGAUCAAACAAUAACAACUGCUGCUAAUGGCAACGAUAACGAAAAAUCUGUUCCUAAGACGACGAAAAGGAAACUGCCUAAGACGUUAUUACAGCUAACACCACAAACGAACGACGAUCAAGUAUUCAAGCCGGAUUUACCGAACAUUAAAUAUCCACAGCACUAUACUGUAUCAUGUUCAUCCGAUCCGUUUGAAAUGAAUACGCGGUUAAGAACUCUGCUAAGUAAAAAAGAAGUCGUGUUUGGGUUGGAUUUGGAAUGGCAACCACAGUUUAAAAAGGGUGGUCCAAUGCAUAAGACUGCGCUUAUCCAAAUAUGUGGUAGCGACACCAUCCUCCUGUUCCAAGUAGCUCGUCUGGAAACAUUGCCAACUGAACUAAUUAGUUUCCUCAAAAACGAAAAUAUCUUCAAGGCAGGCGUCAAUAUCAAAGGCGAUGGUCAAAAACUAUUUCGAGAUUUCAAUGUGUGUACGAACGGUCUAGUGGAAUUGCAGCUCAUGACGCAACAUAUCGACUCACCAUUACUUAUGCGAACACAUAAGCGGUCGCUAAGCGUCUUGACGAGCUUAUUCCUCGAGAUGAAUAUGCCCAAGACCAAGAGCGUCCGGCUUAGCAAUUGGUCAAAGGCAAACCUGACACCGAAGCAAAUGCUGUAUGCUGCAUGCGAUGCUUAUGACAAAAUCGAGCAGUAUCAGCAACUGAAACUCAAGUAA
Molecule: messenger RNA, 1020 nt
Organism: Zychaea mexicana
Lineage: Eukaryota; Fungi; Mucoromycota; Mucoromycetes; Mucorales; Lichtheimiaceae
Product: ribonuclease H-like domain-containing protein
Exons: 6
Coding region: 1-1020 (339 amino acids)
Biological process (GO): nucleobase-containing compound metabolic process
Molecular function (GO): nucleic acid binding; 3'-5' exonuclease activity
Source: RefSeq, a predicted model, not a curated record